This is a messenger RNA of Penicillium lagena, 1632 nucleotides long. RefSeq names its product homeobox domain-containing protein. NCBI's taxonomy places the organism in Eukaryota, Fungi, Ascomycota, Eurotiomycetes, Eurotiales, Aspergillaceae. The transcript has 4 exons. The coding region runs from base 1 to 1632 and encodes 543 amino acids. Gene Ontology annotation, biological process: regulation of transcription by RNA polymerase II. Gene Ontology annotation, molecular function: RNA polymerase II transcription regulatory region sequence-specific DNA binding; DNA-binding transcription factor activity, RNA polymerase II-specific. The record is from RefSeq and is a predicted model, not a curated record.
AUGUCAGUCGGAGGCCCUUGUCUAUGGGUUCCUUCUCUAUCCUCGCCGAUCACCUCAAACCAUCUAUCUGCGGUCACAUCGCAUCUUCCUACGGCUUCUCGGGACAGUGACAACCCGGGAAGCAAGACGUUCUCUCCGCGGUAUCCUCAGUCCAGGAAGGAAGAGACUAGGAUUCCUACCGCCGAGAUGCAGCCCGCUGGUUCAGGCUUUAGGGCUGAGAAUGCCUUGAGCGUGGCCGACAUUACGAUUCCCCGUGAGGCAGAGAUUCCUUCACAGUACCAGAGAUUCAAAGAGGGACGAGUGAAACUAGAAAUGCCCCGUGUCAACGAGCAGCGCUUGGCGAUUCCUCAGCAGCUGGCAGGUACCAGUGGUUUGGACGGGACGAUGGACGGGCUGGAAGACUUGAAAGAAGAGGAAGAAGAUGAAGAUGAUAAUGAAUCUACCAUCAGCCCUUCUGAUGAACGGGGCGGCGAUGGAGUACACAAACCCUCAGCUUUGGAUAAAAAGAAGAUGAAGCGGUUCCGCUUAACCCAUAACCAGACUCGUUUCCUGAUGAGCGAGUUUACUCGGCAAGCGCAUCCAGACGCUGCUCAUCGAGACCGUCUGUCGCGAGAGAUUCCCGGCUUGACGCCGCGUCAGGUCCAAGUCUGGUUUCAAAACAGACGAGCGAAACUGAAGCGCCUUACUACCAAUGAUCGCGAAAGAAUGCUCAAAUCUCGAGCUCUACCUGACGACUUCGACACCACAAAAGUCCUUCGCACGCCUUUCGAGGGUAAUUCAGCUGGCGGCACGCCAGUUGCGUCCCCACAGACAUACGGUGUACCGAACCCAGACUUUGGUGGUUUGCGGACAUUGCGCACCGACUGUGUACCACGGCCGAAUGAAGACGAAUACCUUAUUUCACCACUCAGCUCUGCCUCGACGGCAGGCACAUACAUGUCUUCUCGAACGGACCUGUCGCAGUCCAGCAUGAUUUUCAGCCGACCAUCUGCGUCAGCGUCCAUGUCUGAAUUGCAUCGGACGAUCCGUACCGACUACCCAGCCGCGAGGUCCAGCAGUCUAUCAGACGCCGCCGCUCAUCCCUCGCCUUUUCAUUCCAGUUAUCAACUACACAACCGCUUCUCUGCUGCAGGAGCUCAAGCUCCCGGCCACCCAGCCAUACCCUAUGCCCGACGGCCGAUGGACUACGGCAUGCCGAGACACCCAGGGGGCAUGCCCUCAGCAUACGAUCAGCCCUCAUUUGAAGGUUCGGUAUCACCAACAGACUCGCAGGGUGCACAAGCGCCAUACGACAUGAACAAUCUCGGUUCGCAGCCUCAAGGCUACCAGGCACACCUGGGCAUGAACCCGCAAGUAGCGCCGACAGCAAGACAGCUGUCCACAUUUCCCGUCUCUGCGGCCCCCGACUAUGGGCAUUUCUCCUAUGAUCCCUCCUCUUCCUCGUCCGCCGCGGGCCCGAUGGCCGGCAUUUCUUACACUCAAAGCAACACCUCGAGCCUGAGUCUGCCCGGGUCAUUCGCCUCAUCCGAAUCCGUCCCUGCCACACACGAUCAGUUGCAAACCAUUGAUUCCUUGAGAAGCAAGUUUACCAACCCGUCGUCCUUCAACUACACCAACUAUCUCCAGCAAUGA